Molecule: messenger RNA, 1843 nt
Organism: Penaeus vannamei (Pacific white shrimp)
Lineage: Eukaryota; Metazoa; Arthropoda; Malacostraca; Decapoda; Penaeidae
Source: RefSeq, a predicted model, not a curated record
AUGACGAAGAACCCAGCAGAACUGAUGAGACCUUCGCUAGGGGCGUGGAAGACCUACGUGUACCUCCUGGGUCUUGCAGGGGGCUUCUUCUCCGGGUGCUGGCCAACUACGCAGGUCGUGUUGCUCCUGACGAUGGUGUGGAUGGUGUUCUUGUUCCACGCGACGUCGGGCGUGUGCACUGGCAUCAUCAUGGUCAUCGCGCAGGUGUACGUGGCCGAGGUCUCUGUGCCGCGUAUCAGGGGCGCCAUCUCCUCGGCUCCGCUCCUCGCCUUCCAGGUUGGCUGUCUCCUGUGCUUCCUGCUGGGCGAGAUCCUCGUGUGGAAGAACCUGGCGAUUGUCGGGAUCUGCACGACGAUGCCCUUCUUCGUGUCCGUCGUGCUGUGCAUGCCGGAGUCGCCAAGGUUCCUCAUCCACGUUCGCCCCAACGACGCGCUCUCGACGCUCCAGUGGCUGCGCGGCGUCGAUAACGACGUCAUGGAGGAGUACCACGAGAUCACCAACAGCUGCGAGAUCGACCGGUGGAGGAUCGCCUGCGAGGACCUCAUCCGACCCACGUUCUGGCGCCCGCUGCUCAUCUCCUGCGGCCUCAUGUUCCUCUACAACAUGACCGGCGUGGCGAGCUUCACGCUCUACGGCAUGGAGCUCUUCUCCAAGAUCUCGAGCUCGUACAACAACGCGGCCUACUUCAUCGUGACGGUCGUGCUCAUCGUCGCCAUCACCCUCUCGGCGCUGCUCGUCGACCACAUCGGCAGGAAGCUCCUCCUGCUGCUCUCCCUCACCAUCAUGGCGGCCUCGGCCUUCGUGCUCGGCCUCUUCCUCUUCCUCAAGGACCUGCACAAAGUCGAGAACUACUUCACGUACCAGUGGAUCGCCGAGGUCUUCUGCGUGGUGCUGUUCACGUUCGCCCACGGGACGGGCGUGGGGCCCAUCGCCUGGGUCACCCUCGGCGAGAUCUUCGGCUCCCGCCAGAAGUGGAUCGGCGUGUCCGCGGCGUCCAUGGUCAUGUGGUCGUCCAUGCUCGCCGUCGACGUGGUGUUCCACAAGAUCCGCGUUGCCGUGGCGACCGGCGGCAUCUUCUGGUUCCACUGCGUCGUCUGCGUCGCCGGCUACAUAUUCGUCCUCGUGUGCUUCCGCGAACUGAAGGAGCAGCGGAUCGAUGACAUCACCAAGUCAUUUACGAGGAAACACGAUAAUCUGAUUGAAACUUUCAUUGCCAGACUGUAAGGCAUUUUCUCCUCCCGAAGGACCGAGAAAGGGGUGGGACGAUGAGGAGACGUGGAAAGAAGAGUAAAAGAGACAGAGAUGGUGAUAGAAAGAAUGAGAGGAGAAAGUGAGACAGACUGACCGACAGACAGACAGACAAGCAGGGACAGAAAAAGAGAUCCAGACACAUAGACAGACAGAGACUGAGGAAAUGACAAAUAAAUAGAGAGAGCGAGCGAGACAGAGAAAUGCAAUAAUAAAUCUUUCCCCUUUAUACUUGAAAUAUUACAUAUUGAUUCAUACAUUAUGUACCGGAAAGAUAUACAUGUAAAUAUGUACAUACAUUAAACAGGUUUGAAAAUCAAAGAAUAAAUCAAACCUGUUUUUACUCUAUUUUUAUUCUUGACUUUUUUUUUAAUGUGUUGUUUCUAUUGUUUUUCUUCAUUUUUCUCCUGGUUUAUUUCUAUAUCUACCUUUAUUUAUUUUGUAUAUUUUGUAGACGUAGGACAUUUUUGUUAGAUGAGAGCUAGUGAAGUAUCUUUUAAUUAUCAUUAAAACGUAUGCUUAAUUAUCAUAAUAACCAAAAGAAGUGUCAUCAACAUACAUUGCACCGAACGACUGUUAUAAAUCAAAAUCAAUA